This is a messenger RNA of Spirodela intermedia, 132 nucleotides long. The record is from the annotation of a GenBank genome assembly. NCBI's taxonomy places the organism in Eukaryota, Viridiplantae, Streptophyta, Magnoliopsida, Alismatales, Araceae.
AUGGAAACAACAACCUUAGUCGCCAUCUCCAUAUCUGGUUUACCUGUAAGCUUUACUAGAUACGCCUUAUAUACUGCCUUUGGGCAACCCUCUCAACACCUAAGAGACCCAUUCAAGGAACACGGGGACUAG